Molecule: messenger RNA, 1150 nt
Organism: Coccinella septempunctata (seven-spotted ladybird)
Lineage: Eukaryota; Metazoa; Arthropoda; Insecta; Coleoptera; Coccinellidae
Exons: 2
Coding region: 341-1150 (269 amino acids)
Biological process (GO): DNA recombination; DNA integration
Molecular function (GO): DNA binding
Source: RefSeq, a predicted model, not a curated record
CAGGCUCUUCUGGAACUCAUCAUUCAAGACAUUUAAACUACCAGCGUCCCAAAUACAAAGGCAGAAUGAAAAACCAAAGGAGGGAGGAGAAGAAACCGCUUACUCGAUACAGGACAUUCACGAAGGAGAGGAAACACAACAGACAACAAUAGAUUCAGAGCAAACGGGAGAGUCAUCCGCUCCACAGAGAAAUUUCCCUGGUGGCAGGGAGAUUAUACGGCGGUCUCUAUUGAAAAAAGGUGUACCAGAGGCCGCAAUUGAAGUCAUAACUGCAUCAAUUUCCAAAGGAACCCUGAAACAAUAUACAGCUUGUUUUAAAAAAUAUUGGGAGUUUUCAAUAAUGAAUAAUCAGGAUCCACUAGUCUACAACCUAGAACAUUAUUUGAAUUUCUUAACAGAUGUAUUGAAUAAUGGACAUUCCUUCUCUGUCAUUAACUCGUACAGAUCGGCCUUGAAUUUAAUUUUUAGUCCUAUGAGUUCUGUAGACGAAAAAGUUAUAAUUAGAUUUUUGAAAGGAAUAUCCAAUAUUCGCCCACCAAAACCUAAAUAUGCAUCCACUUGGGAUCCGGAUCCUAUUUUGGAACAAUUGGGAAAAUGGUAUCCUUUAGAAACUCUGAGUAUGGAGAAUCUCACUUAUAAGCUCGUAACUCUCAUGGCUCUCACGUCUGCAUGUAGGGUACAAACAUUGGCGUUAAUAAAAAUCGAAAAUAUCAAAGUGUUAAGAGAAAAAAUUGAAAUUAGAAUUCCUGAUAGAGUAAAAACAUCCGCACGUGGAAGAUGUCAACCCUUACUCAUUUUCCCAUAUUUCGAGAAAAAACCGGAGCUGUGUGUGGCAUCCACAAUUGAAUUUUAUAUUGAAAAAUCAUCAUCCCAACGAAAAGGAGAACAGAAUCUGAUUCUCACCCAUAAAAAACCAAUCAGUCGUUGGAUAAAGAAAACACUACACAUAGGUGGUGUAGAUAUUUCAAUGUUUUCAGCCCAUAGUACUCGCCACUCAUCAACUUCUGCUGCGUUUAGAGCAGGCGUAAACAUAGAGCAAAUCAAAAAUACGGCGGGAUGGACAUCAUCCUCCCACACAUUCUUCAAAUUUUAUAAUAGACCAGUAAAAGAUUCCAGUGACACAUUCGCUAAGGCUAUAGUAAAAUGCUGA